CUCCCUCAGAUCUUCACGACCAGAGUGUAUAUGCGUACGGAGGCUGUGGAGCACACACCGGAGCGCGCACGGACCAAAGGAAUGCCAUUAUUUGACACCAUAUUUCCCAGUAGUUCUGUUGCGUAGUUUCUUUCUUUUUAUUUUACGACAAGUAUACAAGACUUCUCUUAUUUUUCUUACAAGUCGUCGUUUGCGCGUAAAGGACUCGCGAUCGCUUUGGGGUUCAAGGCAACACUGAUUCGGCGACGGAACGAUGUGGAGACGGAGUGUACGUUCUUCAUAGAGACUAUAACAGCUCUCUUUCUCUGGACUACACACAGAGCUGAUGUUUCAACGGGAUAUUUAACUGCCAGUAGAAGAGGAUAUAAUGUCGUUUGGCUCUUUUUUGAAAACACUGGAUAUCUCUAAAUGAAAACUGAAGGACACCCGCCCCGUCGCUGCCCUCGACAGGUCUCUGAUCCGCCCCGAUCCAGAUGAGCGAACUGCCUCUUGGAUUUGCAGUCAGUUCACGGAACCAGCAGACCCUUAAAAGUCGUUUUAUUAACAACGAUAGUUCGCCCACCUGUUUAAGACCCCAAACCGACUCGAUCGCCUCACUGCCGUACCGUGAUCCCGCCCGUCAGGAAAAAAGGCUGCCUAUACGGAUUCUCAAAAUGUUGACCGCUCACACAAGUCACAUACUUCACCCAGAGUAUCUCCAGCCGCUCAGCUCCGCGCCAGUGAGCAUCGAGCUGGAUGCUAAAAAGAGUCCCCUAGCAUUGCUGGCCCAGACCUGCUCACAGAUUGGUAAACCAGAUCCUCCUCCCUCCUCCAAACUGGGAUCCCUCUCCUCCAGCAGCCAUGGAGACAAGGACAGCCGCUCCAACAGCUCCAGCCUGAAGCCUGCGGAGCAUCAGAACCUAGAUGACAAGUCCAGCUUUAAGCCUUACUCUAAAACUGGAUCAGAAUGCCGGAAGGAUGGCACUGGGAUCAACAGCUCAGCAGAUAAAGCGGGGUUCAGAGUGCCAAAUAGCGGUUCUGCAGCUGUGACGUGCCCCUCUUUACCUCCUCAUGCUCCCUCUCCACGGGCCAGCUCUCCUUCUCAGCAGACAUCAGGACAGUCGCACACGCACCGGCAGUCUCAGUCUCCCGUAUCGCAGAAACCAACGCAUCUACAAACCUCCCACAUGGACUCCAAAGCUGCGGGUUCAGACCCAGGGAAUGACAGCAGCAGCGGUGGCGAUCGCAAUGGGAAAAAAGAUUCAGACCACAGUAAAUCUGGAAGCCUGGACAUUGCACAAAUCGCCAACUCCAGUCACGCACGUGCUAGUGCGAACUCCAGCAAUGCCAGCUCCUCCAGCAGUCCUCAACCUGACAGUAAGUCUGACACCCAACCCCCUCAGCCCAGCCUGGGAGCAGGCCACAUCGCCCCAGUGUCUCCCUUCAAACCGGGCCACUCGGUGUUUCCCCUCCCAUCCUCCACCAUGGGCUACCACGGCUCCAUUCGGGCCUAUACUGGCUAUCCUUCUCAGUUUGUGCCUGGGCUGGAUCACGCUAAAUCUAGUUUAGUUGGUGCUGGGAUGGGUGUUCCAGGAAAGCAUCCCAGCUCCAGUCCUCUCACAGGGGCCUCGCCUCCCUCUUUCAUGCAAGGGUUGUGCAGGGACCCAUACUGCCUCACCUACCCCAAUGCACCCCAUCUCGGGGGCAGCAACUGCUCUUCCUGCGUUCAUGAUCCAUCAUCUGCCCUAAAGACUGGCUUCCCUCUUAUGUAUCCCACCCAUCACCUCCACUCCCUCCACCCCAGUUCUCUGUCCUCUAGCGCCACCUCUUCUCUGUCCCAUCCUCUGUAUACUUACGGUUUCAUGCUGCCCAAUGAAACGCACCCUCAUGCCUGUAACUGGGUCUCAGUGGGUGGCCCGUGUGACAAACGCUUCUCCACCUCAGAGGAACUCUUGGCCCAUUUGCGUACGCACACAGCUCUGCCAGGUGUGGAUGGGAAGCUGCUCUCCGGCUACCCUUCAUCUGUCUCCUCUGCCGCUUCCUGCCACCUCCACCUGCCUCCUCCCAGCAGCCCAGGAGCCCUUCCCAGUUCCCUCUCCCUGCGUGGAUCACCAGGGCUAGGUUUGGCACGGUAUCACCCCUACGGAAAGGCACACUUGCCAGGAGCUCCAUCCCUUCCUAUGCACUCUCUCCCAGCCACAGCACCCUACUAUUCUCCCUAUGCUCUAUACAGCCAGAGACUGGGCUCAGCUUCAGCUCUUGGGUACCAGUGAUUAAAAGACUUUGGACAGUGUAAAGAUAUUGGCAUGAGCUCGCUGGAAAGCACAGGAACAUGCAGGAUUCCCCUAAAAAGAAUGAAGCAAAAAACAUGGAAUAGUUAUAUUCGCAAUGAGGAAUAAAAUCUCAUCUGCUUUGGAUGACUGUUGCUUAAAUAAUGGUCAUUCCAAAUUUCAAUUAGGAUAUUAGGGAACCCAUAUGAACUUUAAGGUGAAGAGCGAAUGAGAAUGCCGGAACCCAAUUUAUUUUAUCUGAUCCAUUUUUUUUUCAAUUUACCAAAAGUGUGUAUUUAUUUUUCACUUGAGCGCUUGACUUUUUGUUUUCUAUGGGACAUUUACCGCCAAUAUUCAUUCAUUAUCAUUUUCACACAGGAGCAGUAUUUUCACAGUAUGAACAUGGUUGCUUCUUUCAUACACUUUGUAAUAAUGCAAUGUUUGCAACAACAGACUACGACAUUGUCUCUCAGACAUAAAAUCUUUCUUUUAAUGUCACUUUCUUUCAUGCGUUAGAUCUGUGCAACUCAUUUUCUUUACUGGAGAACAGAUGAGCAUGACUCGGUCAAUAGCUACCUUGUUCCUUAUGAUUUGGCGUUAAUUUUGUACUUGUACAGAUCAAAGAAUAAAACGGAAAGAUGUGAUAUAUUUUCUAUUGUAGCUGACUCUGCAAGCUGGGGAUGGAAGUGGAGAGGGGAAAAGAAUUCAAAUAAGAGUACUAUGUUGUGAUGGCAGCGCUAUCCAUUUAACAAAGUCUUAUUUUGUGUAAUAAAUGAUACUUGAUUACAUUGA
Onychostoma macrolepis is the source of this 3041-nucleotide messenger RNA. It is a transcript of the gene znf703, whose product is annotated as zinc finger protein 703. Lineage: Eukaryota; Metazoa; Chordata; Actinopteri; Cypriniformes; Cyprinidae. Gene Ontology annotation, biological process: negative regulation of DNA-templated transcription. The record is from RefSeq and is a predicted model, not a curated record. Gene Ontology annotation, cellular component: nucleus.